AUGGGUGGCAUCGGAGUGGGCGCUCUGGGCGGCGCGGGGGGCGUGCUCGCGGCAGAGGUGUGCGCACCGCUGCUGCUGCUGUGCUGGCUUUGCUGCUGGCCCGAUGACGACCGCUCUGAAUCAAAUUCCCGACAACGCUCUAAUGAGUUGUUCGCCAGACGUUUUGGGAGUAGCGCGGUGUCCUUACACACGCCCAGCACAUCUGGUCACACGAAACAGCCCCUGUCUUCCCACAGGAGUCACGAGGAGAUUCGGUGCAGACGAAAGUCACAUUUGGAGCCAGCGGACCCCGACGCCCGCUACCACUCCGCGCCCAGCGUCAUCGACGAAGUCAUUCACAGAAGAGACUGGGAACGAUCUACCAAAGACCUCUACAUACCUCUAAAGUCGGACAAUGAAUUCUCCAAUGCAAGCGAUGUCUCCGAUAAAUCAGAUAAAGACGAAUCCUUGGAAGAGACUACGGAUAAAGUAGUCGUCAGAACCUGCAAGAAACACUACACUAAUAUUAAAUCGUCCCGGAAAAAAGAUCUCAACAAAGAAUCACUAAACGAUGACAUCAAAGACAAGGAUGCCACCGAGAGCGUGUCUAACUUCUAUAUCGGCGACGCGAGUGACACCACGAGCCCUAAUGAGAACAUUAACGAAAUAAAAGUCGAGCAUAAGGUUAAGAAAAUGUGUAAACCUAAGGAAGCUAAACAAUGUCUUAACGAAUCCAUCAGGAGCAAGGAUAUAGGCAGGCACAGGCAGCCGCUGGUACCGCUCACGGAAUUCCAAGUGGCCGGCUUCGAGCUAAACGACAUGGACGACGUGGAGCUGGACCGGUCGGGGGCAAUGCAUCACACAGUCGAAUCUCGGUCGAGUUUAUACAACACUCAUACCAUACCGGCUCCACCUCCUUCCGUGGAGGCGGUUGGGUACGAGUGGGAGGCGUCGUACAUGGAGGAGAGCGGCGCGGCGGGCGUGUGGCGUGCGCCGGUGGCCGCGCCGCCGCCCGCGGGCUGGUCGCGCGCGCGCCACGCCAGCGCCGGAGACGUGCUCGCGCCCGUGUUGCGCCCGCAGUCCGGCGCGCUCUCCGAGAGUGAUCUAGAUUUCGAGCUUGAUGGCUGUGACGAUCCUCCGCCCGCCUACGACGAGGUCGAACUGCUAGCUUCCUUGGACAGGAAGGAGACGGCUAUAUAGGCGUCUCAUACGUACGGCGAAGUAGUCGUCAGGUGUCCGGGUUUGAUUGAUUUAUAAAACUUGGAAGCAAACCUUAGAUUGCAAACCUCAUUUGCACCACUGAACAUAUUACAGGUUUUACUUAAUUCCAUAGUUUGUAUUAAAAAUUCAGUUAUUUUUAAUGGAAAAGAUUUACAUUUUUUUGAUUUUAUU
Messenger RNA from Vanessa atalanta (red admiral), 1371 nucleotides. RefSeq lists its product as uncharacterized. The record is from RefSeq and is a predicted model, not a curated record. Bases 1 to 1179 code for a protein of 392 amino acids. NCBI's taxonomy places the organism in Eukaryota, Metazoa, Arthropoda, Insecta, Lepidoptera, Nymphalidae. The transcript has 5 exons.